GGGCUCUAUUCGAGUCUUUAUUCAAUUGACGAUAAGAAAAGGCAUCACAAUAUGCAAAAAGCUAAUAACUAAUAUAUCAUUGAUUCUCUAAAGGCAAUCGGACAUUUAUAAAAAAAAAUUCGUAAAAAUACACGAGUAUUUGUUUCACACAUUUUGGCGACAGUGUUUUAUUAACAAAAUUAAAAAUCAUCUUAAUGCUUUCGCCUUUCACAUCAAUGGAUGGCCGUGUGUGAUUUUAAUUUGUAAAACGUUUGCAUAAUGAUUUGCAGAAAUGGAUUGAAUCUUCAGAUAAGAAAUUGCAGGCAAUUUUUCACAAGUAUGAGCUAAGUUUGCUUUAGACUGUUUUACAUUUUUGAAAUAUAUUUUUGUGAAUAUAAUUUUUUGUUGAAUUUUAUAUUAUUUUUUUCACUCAUUAUUUAUCAAGGUUUCUUUUGUAUAGAAAUAUAUAAAAAUUAAAUAUGAAUGUAAUUUGAUUAGAUACUUUAUUAUUAAAAAUGAAGAAUUUAAGUGAGGAAAAUGUCCAAGAGUCGUCACGAAUUAAACAAUUUCAUGCAAAACUCAAACUGCAGCCUAUACCAAAAGUAAAAUCGCGAGAACGAUUUGUCGACUUGGUAUUAGUGGAAACUGAUCCCAAAACUGGAGAGUUAAUAACGAAUAGCGAGAAAAAUCCUACUAAAUGGGGAGAUUGGCAGAACGGUGGUAGAGUCAGCGAUUUUUAAAAAAGACAUCGCAUACAUUUUUUUAUAAACUAAAUAUAUGUGUGAAGAACUCGAAAAAAAGAAUCCUUUUAUUUUUCGAUAUAUAAAAUGCGAACUAUAUUUAUCCCUGUAACUAUUUGUGGAAAAUAAAUUCACAUUUAAUUUUUUCGAAAGCCAAUGCAACUGAAGCAACAUAAAUUAAUAUUUCUUAGAUGCAAGAGAAUAUAAAAUUGAUGUGUAUUAUGCAUAUAUAAGAAAGUACCUAUGUAAAACGAAGAAUAGUUUAUCAGCAUGGUAAUAAAUUACAUUAUACAAGAGUUUUUUUUUUCUAGAUGGUGUUCUAUAUUAGAUAUAUUAUUAAUUUUAAGUCAUUUUCUCGUAAAAAGUUACUGGCACUAUAGUAAUUUACAUAGAGAAGCAGUCAUUAUGAUUAGUGUAUGAAAAUAUAUGAUACUUUGUGUGUAUGCCUCAAGUACUAAAUAAUAUAUAUACACACUACAAGAUAACAAAUGUUUUAUACAUUAAACCAAUUAAACUUUUCAUUAGAAAUGAAUUAAUGAGUAAUGAAUGUAAAAAUCAAAUUUUUGUGUAAAAAUGUGAGGCAUUAUAACUGAAUUUAAAAGUAAUCUUUAUGCUUUUGUUAGUAAAAUGUAUUCCAAUGUCAAUAGCAGCGAAAAUUUAUUUAGCUAAGACAUAUAAUAAGUUCAGGACUCCAAUAUUAAGCCGUUCGCGUGUAGAAAAAGAGAGCGUAGUUAAUUCUACAAAUAUAAUAUCGUAGAAACAUAUGUACAGAAUACUAGUAAAAAUCUUGUUUCGUAUUUGUUCCAGCAUAUACGUUUUGAAAAUUCUCUCCCAAUCGUAUCAAGAAAAAUUGUUCCUAAAAAAUAAUCUUCUAUGAGGUAUCAUAUUGUUGCAUACAAGAUGGAAAGGAGAUUCUGUCCUUUUUUACUAUUAUAUAUAGAUAAUAGUAAAUAAAUCAUCUGAUUAAUUUUACUAAGUUCUUUUUCGAUAUCCUCCAAGAAUAUUAAAGCAGUAUUAAUAAAAGAGCGCGACACACGUAUCACUUCAAUGUUUCGCAGAGAUUAUUGUAGUUUCUAUAUACAUAUAUAACUUUCCACACUAUAUAGGCAUUUUCGCGCGCGCGCGCGCGAUGAAGAGUUCAAUUUUCUUUUUGUAUUUCUUGAUACAAGAAUAUGUAUUAUUUGCGCUAUACAGAAAGUAUAAAAUUUUGUUCGAAAAGUGAAAAUGAAAAUUAGCACAGAACGUAUUUACAUAAUGAUUGUUUUCUAUAUAAUACGUUUUUUUAUGUAUGUACAUAUAUCGUAUAUCUAAGCAAUAUACGGUCAAAAGUUUUGAGAACGUAAUUUUUUUAACAAAAAUUAUAAAUAGAAAGAUAUAAACAUUUAAAAAAAGAAAAAAAUUUAUCGCUCUCUAAUUAUAGGAAUUUCGAAUUAAAUACUUAAAAUAAUUAUCGAGAUUUUCAAAAUCUUUUAUAUUAAAAUUUCAAAUAAAUGUAUCUCAAACUCAUACAUAAUAAAAUUAAGAAAAAUUAGAUAUUAUAGGACAAGAAACAAAUUCUCUAAAUAUAAAUAUUGUAACAUUCAAAUGAUUGAAUAUAGUCAGUCUUUCGUCUAGCGUCAACGGAUCUGUAUAGUGUAGGUUGCAUCACGCGUCAAAAAUUAUAAAUCUUAACAG
Molecule: messenger RNA, 2393 nt
Organism: Cataglyphis hispanica
Lineage: Eukaryota; Metazoa; Arthropoda; Insecta; Hymenoptera; Formicidae
Exons: 2
Coding region: 495-719 (74 amino acids)
Source: RefSeq, a predicted model, not a curated record